Staurois parvus is the source of this 504-nucleotide messenger RNA. NCBI's taxonomy places the organism in Eukaryota, Metazoa, Chordata, Amphibia, Anura, Ranidae. The record is from the annotation of a GenBank genome assembly.
CUGGUCUUGAGGGUGACAACGCUCACUGUGCUGUAUCUCCAGGAUCCUGCAUUCACUAUAUUUGGUCUCCCUGGGCCCUGCAUUCACUAUAUCUGGUCUCCCCGGGCCCUGCAUUCACUAUAUCUGGCCUCCCCGGACCCUGCAUUCACUGUAUCCGGUCUCCCCGGACCCUGCAUUCACUGUAUCCGGUCUCCCCGGACCCUGCAUUCACUGUAUCCGGUCUCCCCGGACCCUGCAUUCACUGUAUCCGGUCUCCCCGGACCCUGCAUUCACUGUAUCCGGUCUCCCCAGACCCUGCAUUCACUGUAUCCGGUCUCCCGGGACCCUGCAUUCACUAUACCUGGCCUCCCCGGACCCUGCAUUCACUAUACCUGGCCUCCCCGGACCCUGCAUUCACUAUAUCUGGUCUCCCAGCAUCCUGCAUUCACUAUAUCUGGUCUCCCCGGACCCUGCAUUCACUAUAUCCGGUCUCCCCGGACCCUGAAUUCACUAUACCUGGCCUCC